Camelina sativa (false flax) is the source of this 1606-nucleotide messenger RNA. The record is from RefSeq and is a predicted model, not a curated record. NCBI's taxonomy places the organism in Eukaryota, Viridiplantae, Streptophyta, Magnoliopsida, Brassicales, Brassicaceae.
AGGAAAAAUAUAUAAUUGAAUUAUUCAGCCUAGAUAUAAAGUCGAAUAAAGUAGAGAUAUUAUAAAUAGUUACACUUGUUUAUGGCAAUUUUUCUUUCUAAGAAGUAUCUAGCUAGCUACUUGGAAAAUUAGCGUGGUGCUAAAGAAGUUUCAUUCAAAAGAAGAGAGUGACAAAUUAACUAACAGUGUUUAGCAUUAAUAUUUGUUAUUUCUUUCAACUCGUUACGCUUUGGCGUUGCUAAUUAUGAUUGCUAAACAAAACAUUUACGGUAACCUCAUCUGUGCUGUAAAUGUUUAAGGCCUAUUAAUUUAAAGAAAAACGUAGAUCAGCCUCUUUUUAUUUACUUAAAUAAUGAUAAUACAUUUCAAACCGGGUAUACUUAUAUAUAUACACUUUAUUUAGAGCUAAGGUAAAUUACAAAAUAAAACGUGUCGAAGAAGUUAGAAAAGUCAAGAAGACAGAAGUCAUUCGACAUAGAGAUAUUUCAAGGACACGAACAUUCUGUAAUUAACAACACUAUAAAAAGUAUACAAGAAAAAUUGGCACUUGACCUACACCAGUUGAGUAACUCAUCAUGUAACAGACCUUACUGUUUAUCUAAUUUUUUUUUCAAAAUAUUGUUUCUCUUUAGAACCAAAAAUAUAAAGGGAUAUAUAAAAACUAACCAUUAAUACAAUAAGGUAGAAAAAGUCGGAUCUUAGUAUCUUUCGUAUAUGUCGACCGCCUACGUAUGCCUCUUAAUUUCCCUUUCAAUAGAUAUCGUCAUAUAUAUACUAUAUAAAUAUAAAAUCGUUGAGUAGUCUAUUAAUGCCUAUACCGACAUAUAUAUAUAUAUAUUUAACCUUUUUAUUUUGGUCAAAUAUAUAUUUAAAUUAAACUCAGUUAAUUGUAUUGCUAAAUAAAAGUAAUAAUAUCAUGCACGACUCAUGUACGAGGAAUUUCUUCUUGCUUUUUGUAGGAAGUGAAAUGGGGAAUGGUGAGCAUGGUGGAGGCUGAGCGGCGGCUACUGGCCAACGCUCUGCUUGAUGCAGGAAACCACCGCUUCGUCCUCCUCUCAGAAUCGGACAUCCCUCUCUUCAACUUCUCCACCGUUUACUCUUACCUCGUAAACUCUCAACACUCCUACGUCGACAUCUACGACCUUCCCGGACCAGCAGGUCGAGGCCGCUACAAUCGCCGUAUGUCACCUGUCAUCAGCCGCGGUAACUGGCGAAAAGGCUCUCAGUGGUUCGAGAUAGACCGUGAGGUAGCUGAAGCCGUAGUCUCGGACACAAUUUACAUUCCUGUGUUCAAGAAACAUUGCCUUUUGGGAUGUUAUGCCGACGAGCAUUACUUACCAACGCUUGUCCACGUUAUGUUUCCGGGGAAGAGCGCGAACCGGUCGCUGACGUGGACUGAUUGGUCACGACGAGGGCCGCACCCGAGGAAGUACACUCGGCGGUCAGUGACUGGGGAGUUUCUGUAUAAGUUGAGGAAUAGAGAAGGGUGUGUGUAUAAUGGGAAAAAGAGCGAGAAAUGUUACUUGUUCGCUAGGAAGUUCGAUAACAGUUGUUUGGAUAAAUUGUUAUAUUUUGCUCAUAGAGUUAUGGGAUUCUAGUUUGCUCA